AUGGUACCUAAGGGUCCGCAGCGUUCCUCUUCGGUAUCUCUUCCAGCCGAGGCCACUUAUACUCCAGAGGUUGUGGAGGUCGACAAGGUCACCAUUGCCGCAGCUCCUGAGCCACAGGUGCUAAAAAAGCCCAUAAGAAUCAAGUUCGUCAAGAAGGCCGCGAAUCCUCUGAUGACCCCGGUUCGGCCGAAAAAGACGGCAGCGAUAGGCCCUGAUGCUUCUCCCAGAUCCGAUGCAGACAGUCCUGACGCCUUGGUUGUCCAGGCCCCUGACAACUGGGAGUCUACCGCAAAGGCGGUCUGA
Molecule: messenger RNA, 303 nt
Organism: Colletotrichum lupini
Lineage: Eukaryota; Fungi; Ascomycota; Sordariomycetes; Glomerellales; Glomerellaceae
Exons: 1
Coding region: 1-303 (100 amino acids)
Source: RefSeq, a predicted model, not a curated record